GGAGACACAUUCUACCCCGAUCCAAAUUACAGGUGUUAUGAGGGAAGAUGUGAACGCGCUAAAUAUCUUCAUGUUUCUACCACGGAUCAUGUUUCUACCAUGGAAAUAAUGCAAACGCUGAAAGAAGAUCUUCAAAUAACUGAAAACAAAAAGCAGGAAGUCGACGCAACAUAUAACGUUAUAUUUGAAAUAAUAAUUCGCAUUACUUCCGAAAUGAAUAACGUAAUCAAGACGGUCCACAAGCUAAGGUCUACACAAAGUGAAUGUACUAAUUCGAUUAAUGAACUGAAAGAUGAAAUUGAUUUGCAUGAUGCCAGUUGUAUUAAUGUUUUCCGUAACGAAGCCGCGGAUUUAGAAAAGAAAAUAGCGCAGGAAAGUGGCUUGGAAAAGGCUUUAGAUGAAAACGUGCAGCAGCUUCAGGAGACCGUUGAAUCUCUCGACGCGGAAGCUAAGCGAUGCGGGGAUUUGAGGCACAAUUUACACACACUGAUUGAUUCUCUUAAAGAUCAAUUAAGAGAAUUGACACGGGAGAAGGAAAGGCAUCGGCACGAGUUUCAGCAUGCUACUCGAAAAUUACAAGAAAUUCGUCAAACCAUACAGUGCGCAACGGGGGAAUUCGAAAUACAAGAGACAGCGGUAAAGAAAGUGGUUUCCAACGCCACUGAAAAGUGUCCUAGGAUAAACACUACCAGAUUGGCAAACCAAAUCAAAACUUUACUAACUGAGUUAGGAGAUAAGAUUCGCGAGAUAGAAAACCAGUUUGGCUGUUUGGAUGAAUUACGGCGACAACUGAAAGAAAAGGAAGAAAAGUAUGGAGUAAACAUUGAAUUUGCAGCUCAAUUGAAACAAAGUUGCGAAAAACACAUUGAACGAGUGGAGCAUCGGCAGAAUAUGUUCCUCCAACUAAGGGAUUUGUAUAGUGUCUGUGUGCAGAAAGCUUUCACCAAUGUGCUUUCUUUAACACAAUAUAAGGGCACUGUGGUGAUCGAUCAUACAAAUAAACUGCUUGACUUACAUGUGAGUGUACGGAAUGAUGAAGAGUCGAGCAAGGACACGAAAUCGUUUUCGAGAGACGAACGAUCUUACUCGACCGUCGCAUUCAUCUUGGCUCUCUGGGGUUGCACUCGGCUGCCCUUCUACUUUCUCGGUGAAUUCGAUGUAUUCAUAGACAAAGUAAACAGGCGAGUUAUAACGGAUAUUCUGUUGGAUUACGCUAAAUUGCAUCCACAGAGUCAGUUCGCUUUCUUCACGCCUCUAGACACACUUUUCUAGACCUCGCACAUUCUUGCGGAGGAUUGUUUGACAAUUCAUCAAUUACAACCACCGGAGAGA
Temnothorax curvispinosus is the source of this 1332-nucleotide messenger RNA. Its product is annotated as structural maintenance of chromosomes protein 6-like. Lineage: Eukaryota; Metazoa; Arthropoda; Insecta; Hymenoptera; Formicidae. Gene Ontology annotation, biological process: double-strand break repair via homologous recombination. The record is from RefSeq and is a predicted model, not a curated record. The transcript is spliced from 9 exons. Gene Ontology annotation, molecular function: damaged DNA binding; single-stranded DNA binding. The coding region runs from base 100 to 1272 and encodes 390 amino acids. Gene Ontology annotation, cellular component: Smc5-Smc6 complex; nucleus; site of double-strand break.